Molecule: messenger RNA, 2154 nt
Organism: Lytechinus pictus (painted urchin)
Lineage: Eukaryota; Metazoa; Echinodermata; Echinoidea; Temnopleuroida; Toxopneustidae
Exons: 4
Coding region: 509-1954 (481 amino acids)
Biological process (GO): regulation of apoptotic process; signal transduction
Molecular function (GO): protein binding
Source: RefSeq, a predicted model, not a curated record
AUCCCCCGAUUUUCACCCUGCUCGCGAUGCUUGUUAUGAUCACGUCAUUAUACUUCCUGCCCUUGCCGUGGCGCGCGGCCUUACGGUAGCUCGAUCAGCUCAGUUAAACUUGACUUAAAGCAUGCAAUGGCUCCAGCUCUGAGAUGUUUGACUUCAAUUUCAAACAUCUUUGACUUCAACCAGUUUUGAUUUACCAUGCUUUGGGUUCAUUAACAUAUACAUCAGUUUGAUCAGCCAAGGAUGAUGGUACUGCCUAUACUGAGUAUACGGUUACGUUGCAUAUCAAAACAGAGUGGGACACAGCGCUAGAUCCAUGCAGGAACUUGGGAAGAUUAUUUGACAGGGCCUUAUUUAUUUUUUAGGAGGGACUGGUCGAACGUUGGCCUGGUCUGGCCUGGUUGGACUACAAAACACUCUUGCCUGAUUACCUAGUCCUGUGGUUGUCAUUCGUAGAUAUGAUUUAUGAAUAUAAUUGAUGAACUAGCUGUUAUAUCAUACAUUCCGCAACAUGAUCGAAUCUGAAUUUUGUGCCCUACUGGUUUCCAUCAACAAGCUUCUUUCAAGGAAACAAGUGCAACAACUCACCUUCAUCACAAUGGGAGAUGUCGAGAAUCGGCGACUUUCUGAGGAGUGCGAAAGAUCAGGAAAUGCUCUCCCGCUAUUCCAGGCAAUGAAAGAUAGGGAUCUGUAUACCCACACCGAACCAUCUUUACUUCUACGUCAUCUAAAGAUCAUUGACAGGCACGAUGCUGCAAUGAUGUUGGAGCAAGAAAUGGGUGUUCAUUCUCAAGACAAUAAUCAACACAUGCUAUCUUCCAGUUACCAAGCUUCUGGAACAAGGAAUGCUGCCAGUGAAACUGUUGAGAGAGCAUCUACUUCAAGCCAUUCAGCAAGUUCUUUUGGGAACCUUGGCCAACAGGCAAUGUCUCCAGCAUGCGUUGGUCGAGUAAAUGGUGUCUCCAAAGAUGGUGCAUCUGCCUGCAAUCCUGAUCAUAAACCGCCUACUUUGGAUCAAGGAGGUCAAACUGGCAGUAGAAAGCUUGAACCUGAGGCAUCUCUCUAUGGAGAUGCAACCUCCCCCAGGAACUUUCCACCCAUUCCUGACAGGCCAGGCUCCAGCAGAGACAUCAGCGCAGCAGCAACAAGAUUUAACUCUGAGCCUUCUCAAGAUGGGAGAAUCUCAUCAGCAACUGGCUUCUCCUGCAACGGGUCAGAGAUGAUGCAUAUAGGUACUCUGGUAUCUGAGGAAAACUGUCAAGACAUUCCUGGACAACAUCCUGGAGGGGGCACUGCUGGCCCAACAGUAAAUGAGUUUAUACCUACAGCACCAGAAAGGACUAUGGCAGCAGGAACAUCUCAAGUGCAUCCUCCAGAAGUUCCACCACGGCCUCCUCGUGGAAUCCCUAUGAAUAGAGCAUUUCACCUCCCAAUCCAAGAGUCGCAGCAGAAUGUUCCAAGUGCACACCCCCAGCAGACUGCUAUUUCUAGUAGACAAGGUGCAGAUCAUGUGAACCCCAUGACUGUGCAGCAGCAAUUUCCAGGAGGAGGACAUCAACGUUUAGUACAAGGAUAUGAAAAAAUGUACCUGCCUAGAAUUGAGGUGGAGCAGCUUCGGGGGAGACCACCUCCAGUACCAGAACGUCCAGUACAAAGGCUUGAGAAAGCUGAGUUUGAAGUUGAGGAAUUAGAAUUAUGUCACCUUUCAAGACGCUUUAACGCUAGAGAUGUUACUCUCCUUGGACACGAACUUGGCUUUGACUCUGCAAAAAUCUCCCAGCUGAAAUAUGAUAAUCCUCAUGAUAUAUCGGCAGUGUUUUACCGUCUUCUGGUGGAGUGGCAGAGUGCGCAGCACAGCAGUUCGAACAUGAGGGGGAGUCUUGUGAAUCACUUACGCCAAAUCAACUGCAUGGGACUAGCAGAUGACCUCAAGCAAGGGCGAUUGAAGCGAAGGUAGAUGUAUGAUUUGCUGUCUUAAAUUUCAGUGGAGUGACCAAUGGCGGGGCGGUUUGAACACAACACAAUAGAGGCCUUGGAACGAUUUUCAAAGAGGAGAUGCUCGUGUGGAAAAAAAUAAUUUACUCGCAAUUUUUAAAAAAAAAAUAGGUUUUCAUUCCAAAAUGAAUGUAAUUUUUUAUUAGAAAAUAACUGACAUGC